Messenger RNA from Puntigrus tetrazona (Sumatra barb), 1463 nucleotides. RefSeq lists its product as uncharacterized. Gene Ontology annotation, biological process: signal transduction. The transcript is spliced from 3 exons. Bases 528 to 947 code for a protein of 139 amino acids. NCBI's taxonomy places the organism in Eukaryota, Metazoa, Chordata, Actinopteri, Cypriniformes, Cyprinidae. Gene Ontology annotation, molecular function: protein binding. The record is from RefSeq and is a predicted model, not a curated record.
UUUUUUUACUUGACAAUAUACUGUAGUUUUACAUACCGUACAAAAAGAUGCCUUAAUAAUUAUGAUAAAAUAAACAUCUGUCAAACGCUUAUAAAUAAUGUAAUGUUAAUUUAACUUUUAUAUAUGUCCGAAUAUUUUAUAAAAAGUCGGCAGACAUGAUUAAAUAUAUUUAAACUGAGAUCAUAUGCAAAUAUUUUACAAUACCUCUGUUAAGGUAAUAUAUAGCAUAUCUGUAAGCACAUAAUCAUUUAGCGUUGUUGAUUAAUAAUUAAUAAGUAAAUAAUCACUCGCUGAACACUUGAAGGAACGGCUUGGCUGAACUAUGUGAUGUUUUAAUUUUUAACCAGGCAGGUUUGUGUCGGACAGUCUCUCUGACAACCACCGACCGCUUCGGCACAAAUCUGUACGCGUUUCAAAUUAUGCAUUUGUGAAUUUAAUUCAAGUUAGAUGGUACUGUUCUGACAGACUUUGCAUGGUAGCUUAUGUUUCUUGCCUGUGGAACCAAAUAGAUUUCGUAAGUGGAUAAAAUGCCAAACAAGGCACAAGAGGAUGCGGUGAUCAAUAUGAAAUCUGUGCAGGAGACUGCUAAGCAGUUAGGGUUUGAGUGGACCGUUCUGGCGUUUGAGCUGGGAUUCACCAGAAGCGAAGUCAGGCAGUUUCACGCCACGUCCAAAGAAAAGAGGCUUCAGGCUCAGAGAAUGCUGGAGUCGUGGUACGAGCGCUCCUGGGACAAACCGAACAAAACCAAGCUCCUGCAGGACGGUCUGGAGCGGGCGGGCCGUCGAGAUCUGGCCGAGAGGCUGCGCUGUCUGCACUGGGGUCACCAGAAGCUCAGCCGCAGAGUCGAGCUGCCCUCCGCCUUCCCCUUCAUCAUUACCGUCCACAAGACCAUAGACAACAAGGACGCCUUGAGCAGGAUUAAUGUGCUUAAUCGCAGUUACAACUAACCCCUUUUGGCAAAGAUAAGUGAACUAGUGAACUUAGAUUUGAUUAUUUUUCAUUACAGCCUAACUGUAUUGACUGUAGUUUACUUCAAAUCUUAGAAAGACAGUUCUCAUAUUAGCUAACUGCAUUUCAGAUCAAUUUGAAUUAAAAUACAUUUUCAUUUAUUUGUAAUUAACAAAACAUUACACUCAGUUCACACUGUUCACGAUUAUAAAGCAUAUUUUUCCAUGAUAACGUCAAUUCAGUAUGUUAAUUUUAUCCUGCACGAUUUGAGAAUUACCAAAAACAUCUACGUGGCCUCAGACUAGACCAUAGGGUACAUAGAAGAAUAUCUAUGUAUAUAUUCAUUGCUUUUCUUUUUUAUUUUUACACACCUCUUGUUCUUCUUGUUACUACUUUCAUUCAAGUUCUAUAUAGUCUUCUAUCAUUCAAUCACAUAAUAUGUUUGCAUUUACCAUAUAUCCACAGUGCAUUUGCUUAUGUUUUGCUGUUUCGAUAAUAAAAAGGUCACAACUGUG